UCUCCCUCUCCUUCCCUCCACACCCCAUCCUCCAUCGCCAAGAUGGCAUCCCUGUCGCCUGCGCGUCGUGGCCUUUCCCGCUCGCUCGGCAAGCUGCUGCUGCUCGGCCUCUCCUCUCUCUCCGCCGCCUCUCCCCUUCCCGCCCUGACGCCCUUCAUCGCCCUGCACUCGUCGCACUCCGACGAGGGGCCGCGCACUCCCCUGCAGCUCUUUGUCGAUGUCGCCAGCAUCAUUGCCCUCGUGCUGCUCGGCGGCGUCUUUGCCGGCCUGACGCUCGGCCUCAUGGGCCUCGACAUGGUCAACCUGCAGGUGCUGAGCACCAGCGGCAGCGAGACGGAGAAGAAGCAUGCCGGCAAGGUGCUGCGCCUCCUCGAAAAGGGCAGACACUGGGUGCUCGUCGUGCUACUGCUCGGCAACGUCGUCGUGAACGAGUCGCUGCCCAUCUUCCUCUCCGACUUUGGCGGCACCGCAGCUGUUCUCGUCUCCACGUUCCUCAUCGUCAUCUUUGGCGAAAUCGUGCCGCAGUCCAUCUGCGCGCGCCACGGCUUGGCCAUCGGUGCCUACUGUGCGCCGCUCGUGCACAUCACCAUGCUCGUCAUGGCGCCCGUGGCGUGGCCCACUGCCAAGCUACUCGACUGGUGCCUGGGAGAAGAUCACGGCACCACCUAUCGCAAGGCUGAACUCAAGACGUUCGUCAGCCUGCAUCAACAGAUCGGCACAGACGGACUCAACGAGGAUGAAGUGACGAUCAUCCGUGCGGUGCUCGAGCUCAACGACAAGACGGUCGCUUCAGUCAUGACGCCCAUUGAGGACGUGUACACUAUGAGUGCCGACACCAUCAUGAAUGAGGAGAACAUCCAGCACCUCGUCCAGUCGGGCUACUCGCGCGUGCCAGUGCAUGAGCCGGGCAAGCCAGAUGCAAUUCUGGGCAUGCUGCUCGUCAAGCGUCUAAUCACCUACGACCCGGAAGAUGCGAUGCCUGCUUCUUGGUUCCAGCUCACGCCUCUGCCCGAGACGAACCCGGACCUGACGCUGCUUGACACGCUCAACUACUUCCAACAAGGACGAAGCCACAUGAUUCUCGUCUCGAAGAGUCCGGGAGAGCCAAAGGGAGCGAUGGGCAUCGUCACGCUCGAAGACGUCAUCGAAGAAGUGAUUGGCGAAGAGAUCAUCGACGAGACGGACGUCUUUGUCGAUGUGCACAACAAGAUCAAAGUCGUCCGCAAUCGUCCUCAACAAGGCACGUCUGCAAACUACGCGGGCCUAGUGCAAGGCAUCAUCGAGCGCCGUCGCAAGUCGGGCAUGAUGAAGCGCAGCACGCCGCUCAAGUCGUACGGCGCGCUCGGCACGAGUGUGGGUGCCACGGGCGGCAAGGCUAGCGACAAGGUGGCGAUCAAGCGGCCGGGCUCGCCCAUGUCUACCACGGCGAGCCAGGCCAGCUACAGCACGGACGGCGGCAUGAGAGGCUGGGGGUCGCCUCGCAACGCCAACGGCCCGGCAAGCGGCGGCGUAGUGCUCCCUGGCGGCGCCGUCAUUCCAUCUCGGCGCAUGUCAAACGAGCCGGAACGCAAGGACGGCGGCAGCGGCAAGACGUUCCCGCGCACUCAGACCUGGUCCCACCCCGACGCUUCUUCCUCCAACCUCACUGUCGCUCCUGGCAGCGUCUCGGACGCCUCGGAGAGCAGCACCAGCACUCUGGUGCCGCCUCCUCCGGCACCCGCAAGCGUCACGCAAUCGCCGCGUGCCGUGCAUGCGCAGCUCGGAGAGGCGCCUCCGCCGGGUGCGGCGGCCGCAGCCGCAGCGGCCUCGCUUCCCCUGCUCGACGAAGCGAUCGCGGAACAGCCGGAUGCCGAGGCACAAGCUGCGGGCGCGGCAGCGGCAGAGGCAAAGAAGCAGCAGCAGCAGCACCCGAUACUGGACAACGCGAGGAGAGUAUUUGGCGACGAGGAGCUGGAUGAGAGGACGACGCUGCUGGGAAACGAGGCAAAGGGAAAGGGCAACUAGGUAGCAGUGCGCAGAUUGCAUCGGAAUCCUCUCCGCCUCUCCUCUCCUGUGCGACGUAGCAACCCAAAAUCGGCAUAGCUUGCAGUCCCCGUCGAGCGUGGCAAGAACGAAGGCAGCUCUGGGUGUGCAGAGCCACGCCGUCGUAGCGUAAGGAGGGGGCAACGAGUGACGGAGGCGAGAAAAGACUCAUCGGACGGAGCUCAUCUUUCUCGACGGCGCUCGGUCAAAGGAGCAGACAGCAUGCAGCAUCGCUAUUGGAGAUAGCGAGCGCUGACGACGCUUGGGCAAUAGAGCGAGAGCAAGACAGAAGCAAACAGGAA
This is a messenger RNA of Tilletiopsis washingtonensis, 2324 nucleotides long. Its product is annotated as DUF21-domain-containing protein. Gene Ontology annotation, biological process: magnesium ion homeostasis. The transcript is spliced from 9 exons. Lineage: Eukaryota; Fungi; Basidiomycota; Exobasidiomycetes; Entylomatales. The coding region runs from base 43 to 2004 and encodes 653 amino acids. Gene Ontology annotation, cellular component: intracellular membrane-bounded organelle. The record is from RefSeq and is a predicted model, not a curated record.